This is a messenger RNA of Benincasa hispida (wax gourd), 1490 nucleotides long. RefSeq names its product zinc finger protein 7-like. The record is from RefSeq and is a predicted model, not a curated record. NCBI's taxonomy places the organism in Eukaryota, Viridiplantae, Streptophyta, Magnoliopsida, Cucurbitales, Cucurbitaceae.
UUCGAAAGAUACUUCUUUUUCCCCUUUUAGGUCUCUCUCUCUCUCUUUCAUUAUUAGUGGGAGACCGUGUAAGAGAAUAAGCGUUUCUAGGCAAAAAAGAUAUGGCAUUUGAUCUUCUUCCGCCAUGGAAUUUAUAGUUAUAUCAAAAGAUUCAAAACAACUUCCCCCUCUCUUUUUCUCUGUUUCUUCUUUCAAUUGAGAUUAUUGGGUUUUCAUACUUUCAAUUUGAAUAAUGGAAGAGUCCAAAUUUCAACUAAAAUAAUGGGUUUUCCAUUCUGAUUCUGCAACUUUACUCCAUAUCUUCCAUCCCACCACAACCCCUCUUUCUCUCUUCUCUCUCUCUCUCCAUUUAUUUCCUCUGUCGAAUCUUACCCACUCCAUAACCAGUAAAGGCUAUGGAAACCCACCUCCACCUCCCUCCUCUCUGGCCCUUCUCGCUUCUACCCUCUGCUUCUCACUGUUGCUGCCAUAUCCUUCAACGCACAGAUUAGCCCUCAAGGGCACUUCAGAUUCUUCAACCCCAUAUAAGGAAAAAGAGUGAUUAUUUGUUUUGGAAGCCUCUGGUUCUUUACUUUCACCACUAUUCAUCCAAAUAUGGAAGCUUUAAACUUAAACCUUGAAGCUGCAAAAGAUUCAGAGCCCAGCAGCAGUCAAGAAGAAAAUCCCGAUCACUCCAACACUGCCACUACCACAUCUUCCUGUCCACCAAGCUCGAGUAAAGUAGUCGUUGCCAACACAAUCCCCAUUUCACUUGACUUGACACUUCAGUUUAACUCCAAUGAUAUUGAUUCAAAGGGCGAUGGCGAGAUUCAUGGGGAAACAAGUAACAAAUCAUCACCUUCAACAAUGCCAAGAGUUUUUUCUUGCAAUUACUGUCGACGCAAGUUCUUUAGCUCACAGGCACUUGGUGGGCAUCAAAAUGCACACAAAAGAGAAAGGACAAUGGCUAAACGUGUAACUCGGAUGGGAAUGUUCUUCGACAGAUACGGUAGCUUGGCUUCUCUGCCACUUCAUGGCUCAGCUCUUAGAUCCCUUGGCAUUGAAGCUCAUGGUGCUCUACACCAAACAGUUCUAGCUUCAGAUCAGAGGCCUUAUCCUGGUAGGAGUGUCGGAGCAAAGUUUGAGCAGAGCUCUUUUGGAUUCCCAACAUUCAUCGAGGACUACGAUGACGAUGUGGGGAUGUUUUGGCCAGGAAGUUUCAGGCAGGUGGCUGCUAAAGUUGAUAACAACUUAGGUCCUUUGAAAACCACAGUUCAAAAUUCAAAUCCAGAGUUUGGGAAAACAAUGCCUCCACCAAGAACAGAAGCAGCAUCAUCAUCACCUGAUCUCACUUUGAGGCUUUAGUAAGUAAUUUUCUCUUUGAUGCCUUCUCCUUAAUGUAUCAACUUUUGUAAAGUGGGAUGAUGUCUGCCAUUGUCUGCCAUCUUUUAGUGGCUCUAAGCUUAUGAAUGAUUGAAUAAAUCUUCAAUUUUUUUUCUCAUUGCCUUUAA